Messenger RNA from Thrips palmi, 7858 nucleotides. RefSeq names its product patronin (gene Patronin). The transcript has 30 exons. The coding region runs from base 362 to 5875 and encodes 1837 amino acids. Lineage: Eukaryota; Metazoa; Arthropoda; Insecta; Thysanoptera; Thripidae. Gene Ontology annotation, cellular component: microtubule minus-end. Gene Ontology annotation, molecular function: microtubule minus-end binding; spectrin binding; calmodulin binding. Gene Ontology annotation, biological process: neuron projection development; cytoplasmic microtubule organization; negative regulation of microtubule depolymerization. The record is from RefSeq and is a predicted model, not a curated record.
CCGACCUCGUCGAUUCAUGACUUCAGUUUCAGAAAUUUUCUUGGUGACGACUGUGCGUGUUAAGGUUAAUUAUGUGAAUGGAAGUGAUUUAUUUAUUAUGAGACCAUGGAGUUUUCCAGCAUUUCGUACUUUCUGUGACUGGUUUUUGCUUUCCACUUUGCAAUGUAUUUCGUCUCAUUGUGAAGCCGUUUUUAUGGGCAUAGUCCACUUAAGUACUUACUAGCCUUUCAUUUUACUCAUCCUGCAAGCUAAGGCCUAGGCCUCCUGUCAGUUUACACUGGUCUUGAGCGGGUCAUGUCAACCGAACGUCUGCCCAAAAAGGUUGAAAGCUCAAUUCGUGCGAGUGCGUUGAAAGUGGUGAAUGUGGAGUGCUAUCUCUCGCGUCUUCAUCAAGAAGAAAUCCUUUGAUGAAAGUGGAAUAGUCUUUGCCAAUGCAAUGGAGCAGGAUACGUACGACACGAGACAGGCGAAGCAGCGUGCCUCGGUCAAGUGGCUUCUGUCAAAGGCGUACAACAACAGAGUCCCGGAGAACUUCCGGGAACCCUUUUACAGAGACCAUGAGGACCAGGAGCAUCUCAAACCACAAAUUGUCCAUGCGCUGGCGAGUGCUGAACUGUAUUGCCUUGCUCUCUCAAGUAUUUAUGGAGAUCCGAAUUUUCACAAUCUCAACCAUUCGGGCAUCAUACAAGUCCUCCUGCGCAAGGGCAUUACCAUUCCAGAACCAGCUGAUUGUCAGAUGACAGAGACAGUCCUCAUUCAAACUAAUCCAAUGAAACUUAGCGCCCAUGUGUCAAUGAUGGAGGCAAUGAUGAUCUUGUACGCUAAGGAAGUUGCCACCUCUGACCGGGUGCAGGCCGCCAUCCAGAGGUUUAGUCACCACGCUCGGGUCAGUCCGGACUCAGCCCCAGCGGAGCCAGAGUACGCCCUGCUGAGCUGGGUCCGAGAAGCGGUGGCAGCUUUGAGACAGAAAAUCAAACAGGAAUCGGAGCAGCAAGGAGGCGGGGAUAAUCAACCAAAAACUCCGCAAUUCCCAGAAAUAAAGGAAUUAAAGGACCUCAGUGACGGUGUUGGUCUUGCUGCACUCGUCUCGUUUUACUGUCCAGAAGAAGUGCCAUGGAAGGAUGUUGUUGUCAGCUAUUUACCAACUGUGUCAGAUUCUGUUAAAAAUCUCAUGCUGGUUCACGACUUUUGCCUGCGGUGUUUACCUCACUCUGUUUUCCAUUUAAUGCCUGAAGAUAUUUCUUAUCUUCGCAGCUCAAUGCAACAAAAUUUAAUAGUCUUUCUAGCUGAUCUUUUUAAUGUUUUGGAAAUUCAUCCUGUAAAAUGUGUUCGGUUUCCUGGUUCUGAGCGAACGCAACAGAGUCUUAAAGAAGCUUACCCACGCAAUAGUCAAGGCGUGGCACACAAGCGCUGCCUCCCUCAAUCAGUGAGCGUCAUACCGGACUUGCGCAGCAAUUUGUCUGACAUCUCCAGUCCUGGCUUCUCAGGCUCAGGAGGCUCAGGCUCGAAAUCCACAAUUCACACUGGCACGUCAUCUCUGAAGAGGUCGCAGAACAGGGGCUCUGGAGAUGCUCUGGACGACAGGAGUGACGAGGCCUUCCCGGUGCACCGCGGCCGCGGCAUCCCCACGCUCAGCUCGGUGUCCACGGGCGGCGCGGGCGGCGACGAGCCCACCGCCCCCGCCAGGACGCGGCAGCGGGACCGGGACCGCAGCUCGGAGAGCGAGGCCGACAGGGACGCUGGCGGAGGGCUGAGCCUUCCCGCCGGCCGGCCCAGCAACUGGGAGGACCAGCGGAGGAGCUCCUACGCCGGCAGGCGGAGCAGGAGGAACUCGGUAGCGGAAGAGUCACAGCUCACGCUAGAAAACUUCGGAGGCUCACAUGAAAACUUGCACCUCUUGGGGCGUAAUCCUGAUAAGGAACCUGCUGUCCAUAUCGGCCGCAGUUUGAGCAGUAAUGGUACGCUCAAUGGUCCCUCUCGACCAGGCAGUGAGAAGAGUGACCCCGAGAAACCCUAUAAGCAGGGUGAUAGUGUAGAUGGUGAUAUAACGGAAUUGCGUCUACAGUCUACAAAUUUUGCGGAACUUUCUAGACAUAAUAAUAAAUCUAGGGCAGAAGAGUCAACAUUAGGCAUACAUAUAGGCUACACUACAGAGGAAUCUUCUGGUCGCUCAAAUGGUCACAGUGCACCACCAGAAAAGAAGACAACUACCUUCGCCGCACUUCCCCAAACGAACAUUACAACUACAUGGAAACAGCAAAGCUCAAAUCACACCUCAUCCGAACCAAGUCCUAAUUCAGAACACAUGGUGGAGGAUGCUGGUGCCAAUACCGGUGGGAGUGGUGGCAGUCCAGCUAUGGCAUCUCAACUAUUGAAUGUCCGUUUAAAAUUAGAAGAAAAAAGACGCCAUAUCGAAAGUGAAAAGAGAAAGAUGGAACUCAUGUUGAACAAGCAAAGACAACGAGUGGGCAAAGCUGCCUUCCUUCAAGCUGUUACUAAGGACAAAAAGCAACUUGCAAAGAGUCCCGGAUCAGAUUCCAGUAAGGACAGCUCAGAUAGCUCAAGCAAAGCUUCCAAACAGGAUGGAGAUGAUGUUCUUAGUCAAGGUGCAGACAUGGACAACAUGGAUGUUGAGCAUUACCAAGAGUCUAUUGCACAAAUGAACACAAGCCUUCAUGAAAUUCAAGCGGAUCUGCAGCGCCUUGCCACUCAACAAAAUCAAAUUCAGCAGCAGGGUUCUCAAACAGGAAAUAUGAGCCAGCAUGGGCAGCCAUAUGGACAUUCACAGUCUCAACAGCCCCAUUCUCAGUACCAUCAGGAGCAAUCGCCAUAUCAGAAUCUUCCUCCAAUUCAGCUAAGAACUCAUCCAACAUAUCAACAGCCACCCAUGCAGCAGCAUAUGCAGUCCCAGCCCAUGCAACAGCACAUGCAACAGUCUCAGCCCAUGCACUCUUUGAUCAACCAACACCAGAUGGUACAUGGUUACUCCAACUCACCACCCCUACAGCAGAACGCAUUCUCUCAGCACCAAAUGAACCAAGCACCCCAAAACCAAAUGCAUAGUAUGGUGAAUGCAUCUAAUAUGCAAAGUGGGUAUGGGUCCCCUCUUCACCAGCAGCAGCACCAACAGUUGCAAAGCCUUGUUCAGCAAGGAGGCAAUCAAUUUUAUCUUCAUGAUCCUCACCAGCAACCGCAGUUUUCUCAACAACAGUAUCAACAAAAUCAACCACCACAACACCAUAUUCCACAACAGCAACAUCAGACGCAGCCACAGCAGCAGAUGCAGAUUGCCCCUCAGUCUCAGCAAGGGCAACGGCGAACUUGGGGCCAAACAACUGCUCAGCCUCAUCCUCAGGACUUGCGCACUUGGGGUGACAUGAGCGGAAAACCCCAUUCUGGUUUUUCUCUUCACCAACCCAUUAGCAGUGAUGUGAGAUACCAUAAUGGUGACCACCCAUCCCAUCACCCCAAUCCCUCAGUCGGACUGAGCAGCCUGAAUGCGUACGGAACCCACCAUAAUCAGCAGCCUCAGACCAUAACUCACACCUCAGCCUCAGCCUCAGGCUUUGAUCUGCAUGGAGAUGUUGCCCCCACCCCACCACCGAGACGUGCACCCAGUUCAGUCAAUGCUUCACCUCAACAUCGAACUACUCCAACCGUUCACAGAACUCCUGAGGUGAAACCACGGCAACAUACAGCUACAUCAGAUGAUAGGAACAUGCAAAGGAAUUCAUCAACUGUUCAUACAGCGUUGCCUACACCUCCUGUAGAUGAUAUGGAGCCCCAAAGCAUAUCCUUCAUUGGUGAGCCACAUCCUCAAGAUAUGCCUAGCGGUGAUGACCUCACAUCUGGCAUCAGUAAGCUCCAGAUAACAUCAGGGAGCAGAACAUACCGCAUUCCUUCUCCUACUAGACCAAACAGUGCAAGGCAUCCCCUACCUCAACACAAUGACAACAACAAAAAAGGCUUUUACAUGUUUGGCAACCAGAAGGGUGAUGCGGGUGUUGAUGAGAAUGUCCCUGAGGUUCAUAAUGAACCCGAAGAGCAAGCAGUACCAGAAAAAGGAUUUUAUAUAUCAUUUGAUGAAGACACCACUCCUAAAAGACCAAAGCCACCUCUUCGUGUGAAAAAGGCUUCUCCCAAAAAGGAGAGAGCUGUCACCCAAGUGCUGGAUAGCAGUUCAUUGUUUGGAGAACGAGUGGAUAGGGAACAAAACGAUUUCCAUUCUCGUUUGCAAGAUCAAAGAGAAAAUGCCUCACCUGCUAGGAAUGUGAACAGAGUGGACAGAGCUGAUUAUUAUAAUGAAGCACCCUCAAGGUAUCCUGCCGAUGAAGUAGUGCCUCACCCCCAGGUUGCUAGUCGGCUAUCCAAUGAAGCUAAUUCUGCGCCUCACCGAGAUCGCAAUGAGAGACGGUCAGGUAGUGAAGACAGUGAGGGAGCCAGCGCGGGCGUUGGCCUCGUUAUAGGCAACGAGUUGGCGAACCCUGAUCCUAAUGCGUUGGAUGAAAUGGAACGGAGAAAAGAGCGCAUCAUGCUCUUGUCUCUUCAGAGGCGACAACAACAGGAGGAAAUGAAAGCUAGGAAGGAAAUGGAAUCUCAACAAAAAAGAGAGGCAGAGAAAUUCAAAGAGGAAGAGAAAGCACGGAAGAAGGAAGAAGAACGGAUCAGACGGCAGGCCAUUCUUGAACAGCACAAGUUAAAGAAAGCACUUGAAGAAGCUGAGAGAGAGGGUAAAACUAUUGACAAGGAUUUGUUGAAUUCUGUCAAAACAAUACCGAAGAUGAGGAACAAAACUGUCACCCGGCCCAGGCCAAAGACUAUUCACGUAGACAGUGGUAAUGUUAAUCUUGCUGAGGGCUUACUUUCACCCAGUCGGGGGAAGAAAGGAUCCACUUCCAAUCUUGCAGAUUCCAGCUUAACACCUAGCAUGAGACGAGAUUAUUAUCGAGGUUCCACUGAUAGUUUGGCUGAACGUCAACGCUCUGAGGAAAGGCAAAGUCGCAUGAGGCCAGGCCGUAGCUACUCCCUUGUUAGAGAUUCUCCUGAUGAUGGAAGAGGAACAUCCCCGAACAGAACUAAUGCAUUAGGUCGCCGAGGAUCUUAUAAGACUUCCAGAGAUGUGCCAGAACCACAACCACGUGGAAGACCCAAAUAUUCAACCUAUCAGUCCAACAUGCGUGCACGCAAGUCAAACUCCCUCAUGAAUUUGAGCGGUUCGAGCACAGACCAGGACAGCAUGGUGUAUCGUUACACAGAUACAGACUCAGGCCUGGGCCGGGCCACACCACCUCGUCGAGCUCCUUCGCCUGGCAUGAGCUCGGGCCGACACCUCACUUCACCUUCAGGACCUGGAUCACUUCCCCCGGGCCUUACAUCAAAACGAAGAAUGUUUGAUGACGGUUCAAGUGACAUCAGCUCAGCCACGAGCUCAAUGCUGGAUUACAAUGGUCCUCGUUUAUACAAGCAGCCAGCAACCAAGUCAAAUCGUGGCAUUAUGCUGAAUGCUGUGGAGUAUUGUGUAUUCCCAGGAGCAGUGAAUAAAGAAGCCAAACGUAGGGUUCUUGAGGAAAUUGGCCGAUCAGAAGCAAAACAUUUCCUUAUUCUCUUCAGAGACGCUGGUUGUCAGUUUAGAGCCCUCUAUUCAUACUGCCCUGAAGUAGAAGAAGUGCUGAAAUUGUAUGGCACUGGUCCUAAGCAAGUAACCGAUCGCAUGUUCGACCGAUUUUUCAAGUAUAAUUCCGGAGGCAAGUGUUUCUCUCAAGUGCACACCAAGCACCUAACUGUGACAAUAGAUGCUUUCACAAUCCACAACAGCCUUUGGCAAGGCAAGAAAGUGAACUUGCCUAGCAAAAAGGAUAUGGCCCUCGUAAUUUAGGAUUAAAACCGUCUGACACGGUUGUGAGCGCUCUGCUGGCAAGGCCGCUCUCCGCCGUGCCAGCUAGCCAUGCUGCCUGCUGUGCACAAAUUAAGGGCUGUAUUGAGAUGCCAUAAACAUAAGCAAACAGUUGUCGACUAGCGCUUAAAGGCCUUAAUCAAACUACCUGUAACUUAAAUUAUUUUAAAGAAAGAAUUGGAAGCAUAAUAUUGGGGUUUCUGAACCACCAUCCCACAAAUGAUGUGGCUGUAAACAUUCCUAUUAAACAUGGACUGAAAGAUGUGGAGUAUACAUUUUGGGCUGCUAUGUUUGUUUGUUGAUACUCUCUUCUUUUUUUUUUUUUUUUUUACUGCCUUUCUUUUUACAUGCGUCUUUUGUAUACCUCUUGAGCCAAAUGCAGCUGCCACUCAAACUGAUCUGGUGCUUUUAAAUUGUUAACUAAUCGCUUCCAAUGUAUUUGAGCAGCUGUGCAGUCAUUUGCAAGUAUAUCCUCUUAUAAAUGUAAGCAGUUCCUUUAUUGAUCAGUUCCAUAAGCAAUGUACUUUGCUAAAAAUGUGCGUCUCAAUUUGUGGAAGACUCAAGUUUACAGUGAAGAGUCUCCAUACCUUGUUUGGUAAUAACUGUGAUCAUUUGGUUUUGGUAGUUAAUUCCAGAAUGUAUAUCCUAGGAUAGUCUACUUUUUGAAGAUGGUCUUCUUUUACUGAAGGCAUUCCUAUCCAGACAGUCUGUACCAAUCGAAUUCAGUUCUUCGUCAUAGCUGCAACAAUUUGUACCACGUGAUUUUGAUUUGAUUUUUAACUAUUGUAGUAUUGAAUUUUUGCAUUGAUUGAACAAAGCAUGUAUUUUUAACAAAUUUUACCGCUUUUGCUGUAAAGGUCUUUUACAAUUAUGUGAAAAAAAUGUGUCCCUGGGUUUUAUGGAAACAAACUUGUCCAUACAAUGCAAUAGCUCCAAUGUUACACAAACGAGUCAAUAAUGUAGUCAUAUUAUUGGAAGUAACCCUGUAAAGGUUUGUUUAGUGUGUUUAGUUAAUGCUCUUACUUGUGCUGACUACAAAUUCUGUAACUUUGAUAACUACAUUGCAUCAAGAUUCGUUCACACUUUCUCUCUUCUUUUACCAUAUUCUGUGCCAAUCUUAUGUUUGCACAUCUGUGUGGCUGUAGUCAGUCAUGAGAAAAAAACCAUUUUCUGCCCUUGAAUUGUUGGCUCUGGGUUUUUUUGCAGGAAGUUAAAAUUUCGGUGACUUUUAAUGGCCUUUGGAGCAGUAAGAUGUUGGUUAAUUAAAUGUCAUUGAUUAUUUUUACACAUUGUAUUGUAGUAUCUAAUGUAUUGAGUUUACUGCACAUCCCCAUAGUUAGGAUCCAAUUAAUAUUUACUCUUGCCAUCUAAUCUCAGUCAUGUGGAGCAGUUUGUGUUAUGUUAAGUUACUAAACGUUAAUUGUGCUUCACCAACCCUGUCAAAAUUUACUUUUGAGUCAAAAAAAUAAAAAAAAUAGUUGUAACCAUAGAUGCAUAGAAAUUAAAAUCCACUUCCGCUAUUUUAAUAGUGUCAAGUAACUUACACAUUUAAGGAAAUCAAACUGAAUGAGAGCAGCUGGUGUGAAACAUUGUGUGGAUGAAGUUGUAUUAACAGAACUUAUACUCAAUUAUUUUAUUAUUAUCCUUAUUACAAGAGACUAUGUGCAGAAUGGUUAUGUAAAUGGGAGAUUUUGUCUGACUGAUGUAAAUGAUAGCUAUCAUUGUUAAUGCUUAAAAUGUAUGCUUUCAAACUUUCUGUUCAAGACCUACUAAUUUGUAUAUGUAAAUAUGUUUUUGUUUUUUAUAUAUGCAAAUAUUUAUUGAUCAUUCUUACGAACUGGGUCAAUACUACUAGUGUCCUUUUACAAUGAAGAAAGAACUACCAUAACCCUUUUCAGCUGCUGAAGUACUGUACUUAUUUUCUAUGGAAAUACCUAAUAAAUUUCAGGCUGUUAAUAAUUUUUA